This is a messenger RNA of Paralichthys olivaceus (Japanese flounder), 1057 nucleotides long. The record is from RefSeq and is a predicted model, not a curated record. NCBI's taxonomy places the organism in Eukaryota, Metazoa, Chordata, Actinopteri, Pleuronectiformes, Paralichthyidae.
UGAAGACUGUGUACCACCUCUGCAAAGUACUCGAGUCAAGCCGAUGACACAUCAGAUCAUCGGUCGCUCGUCAGUUUACAUCAUGUCGGACGUGGAAGAAGAAUACGAGGAGCAGGCGGACGAGGCUGAGGAGGAGGAGGAGGAGGAGGAGGAGGCCGAGCAGGUGGAGGAGGACGGAGGAGAGGAGCACGAGGAGUUCCAGGAUCAAGAUGCUCAGGAGGAAGAGGAGCGUCCCAAACCCAAACCGAUGGUGCCUCAACUCGCUCCCCCAAAGAUCCCUGAAGGAGAUCGGGUGGAUUUUGAUGACAUCCACAGGAAGCGUAUGGAGAAGGAUUUACUGGAGCUGCACACUUUGAUCGACGUCCACUUUGAGCAGAGGAAGAAGGACGAGGAAGAACUGAUCGGCCUCAAAGACAGAAUAGAGCAUCGUCGUUCGGAGAGAGCUGAGAUCCAGAGGGUUCGAGCAGAGAAGGAGAAGGACCGACAAAACAGGAUUGCGGAGGAGCGUCAAAGAAAAGAGGAAGAGGAGGCCAAGAAGAAGGCUGAUGAUGACGCCAAGAAGAAGAAAGUACUGUCUGGUAUGGGAGCGAACUUCGGAGGCUUCCUGACCAAGGCCGAGAUGAGGAAGGGCAAGCGUCUGACGGGCAGAGAGAUCAAGAGGAAGACUCUGUCUGAGAGACGACAGCCGCUGAACAUGGACAACAUGAGGGAGGACGCCCUCAAGCAACAGGCCCAGGAGCUGUGGAACUGGAUCUACCAGCUGGAGUCGGAGAAGUUUGAUUUCAUGGAGCACAUGAAACACCAGAAAUACGAGAUCAUUGUGCUGCUGAACCGGAUCCAACAUGCUCAGAAAUUUAAAAAAGUCCACGGCAAAGGGAAGGUGGGCGGUCGCUGGAAGUAAAGGCGGAACCUUUUCAAAAAGAGAAAACAAGAACAGGAAGCAGAGGAAUGCCUCGGUCUCCGAGGUCGUCUGGUUCCGGAGCCGCCGCUCAGACGCUCCCUGGCUGUGAGAGAGAUACUGAAUGUUUGUGUUGAUAAUAAAAUGACGUGCACUCAG